CGUCACCCGCGGUACCGGCGAGUCACAUCGCCGACUUCCCGGGAACUCGAACGCGAAAACGGACCGUAGCAAAAGCCCGGCGUGGCGCGCACUAUUUUCGUGUGGGUCACUGACCUAUUUAAUGUUAGGAAAGCGCGCGCUCUUUUUAAAUUUUUCGAUGUUCUAUCACCGCGAUAGUUUUUGAUUUUUUUUUUGAUAUUCAGGAACACCGUUUGAAUUAUAUAUUUGUGUUAAUGUUCAAUAAUUAAAAAGGUUAGAUAUUUAGAGUAGUAACAAAAAAUAAGUUUGGACAAUCCAAAAUUUAUGAUGUUUUAUUGUUUUGACGUUUGAACUUUGCACGAUCACCGGAAGCGGGUUGCUUGGUUGUGAUGGAGCGUCGUGAGGCUGCGAUGUAGUUGUGUUGCUAUCAGAGAUGCGUCAGGGGCGGGAGUGGCGUGAUGCAUGCAGCGCGGGAUAGCAUGGCUGCCGCGCUGCUGCUCCUGCUGGCAACGGCCACCGGCUCACGGCUUGGAGAUCUGGCACGUCGGGAUACGGGCGAUGUGUUCACUCUACUGGGCAAAGAGUGCGGACCAGCUCAAUGCGCAGAGCACGGCGCAGGCGAGACAUCCGAAGCUGUCGACGGAUGCGCGUGCGCGUGUCCACAGCGCGCACCUCUCUUCAGAGAGGACAGGGAACUCUGCGUCGACGAUUUGCCAGAGUGUUCCUUAGCUAGUUUCGGGACUGGAUCUGGUCUGCAGAGGAUACCAUUCGUCUACUUGCCGUUGAAAGGCCAGAUCAUACACCCCUCUAAAGAAAUAACCUUUCCAGAUGUCAAAACUCCAAUCUGUGCGGUAUCCGGUGCCCAGUUUCUUACACGGAAAGGUUUCCUCGACCUUCGGAACACGCUCGAUGCUGACGUGCCAUUCAACCUGUUCAGAGAUGAGGGCAGAACUUUUCUUCAGUGGAGUGGUGAAGACGAUGUCCGCACGCGAAUGUCAGGGCGCGUCAUGGUGGUCCGUCUGCUGUGUCGUGACGUGUCCGCUGCUCCCACUUCGCCCCUAGAUCUGCGGGGGGUAUUCACGCCCUGUGUGGCGUUCAGAGUGCAAGGCACGCCGCCGAGACAAUCUUCCAAUGUAACAGAAGUCCAGUUCGCAUCUAACGCUCAAACUUUGGAAGCAUCAAACACGUCAGGACUUUCAGUGACAGAAUACGUCGCCAUUGGCUUAAGUUCUCUGCUUCUCGGACUCAUCUACGUUGCAUCAGUUUUCCUUUAUCUACACAUACGUAAACGUAGAAAAGCAGGUUCAGACGAAGACAGUAGUAGCACGAAAAGAAUUAAAGGUUUGAAGAAAAAGGACGGUUCUAUUAUAACCGAGAGAGACAUAGUACGGGUGACCAAUGAACGAGUACAGCCACUUACGAAUGUCAUCGGCCAAGAUGAUGGUCUCGUUAAGAAGAAUCCGCUUUUGAACAUGACUCGGCAAUACCAUGAAAGCAAGAGUUUUCCUGUUAGCGAUUCUGGCAGUAACGUAUCUGAUUCCGAGGAUUUUGCCGAGAGCAGUGCCCGAAGCGACGAUACAAACUCAUACAAUAACCAUACAACAUCUGCCGUUGUACACCUCCACCGUAGCGAACUGAAACUUCAAGACGGAACAGAACUCUCUCACCGCGACGAAUCUGGAAUCGAACGGUUGCCCGAUGAACACGUAUCGAUUGUUGAAACAACCGACGAUCGCGAAAUAGCACGCCCAGUCGGCACCACAAGACGCAAGCUUUACUUCAACCCAGCAUACUUCGAACCACAACUAAUGGCGGAACCUCCUCCAGCAGCUUUAGAAUUUCUAGUAAAAAUAAGAGAAGUCAUUUCAAUCGCAAAGCACAAGAUGGCUGCUAAGCGUUUCCAUCCAGUUCUGAAUGAAAUACCUGAAGAAGAAACUUACCCAUCCACCCCAAAUAGUAUAGACAUUUAUCAGGGACUUGGAAGUCAGAGAAGCGGAAGUAUCGUCAGCCUGAAAAGGGAGAAUAACAGAAAAAAGAGUGUCGCUUGUGUAGGGUGUCCAGGCUGUAAGUCUGAUAACGACAAAGAUGUACUAAACUAUAUGAAAUUUAACAUGAAGGCAUGUUCUAACUGUCAACAUCAUAAAGGCGAUAAACAAAGCAGUAUAAGGCAGUGGUUAGAAAAUAUACCUAUUGGAAAGCAUCAACCUUUCAACGGCGAAUUCUUGCAAAACCCCGACUAUAUCAAAGAAAAUAGAAACAAAUUAAGGAAACAAAACAGUUUUACUGCUUCAAACUGCAUGUACAGUCGAGAACACUUACCUAGAUGUAAAAAGUCAUCAAACAUGUCCGUCCGAUCAGAACCACCUUUACGUGGUUACAAUUUACCUCUUCCAGAGUUUGAAAAUGCUAAUUGCGUUCAUAGCAACUAUACUAACUUUCACUGCCAAACUGUUUCACGAGUUGAUGAUAUUACACCAAUUGGGCUUAGCGAGUACCGUUCAGGCAUUCUAAGAAAUUCAAUUAAUAACCAACAUAGAAUAAUGCCAAAUCAAAAUGGAUUACCUGAUAUGGUGAAUGAUACUAUUACCCUGGAUCACCAUGCAAUAUCAUACAACCAAAGUAGUUCAGAUGAAGAGAGAUACAAUAGGUCUGCGGAACACCCUAAUGUAUAUACCAGAAAUAAUUCAGCCAGUAUUUCAGGUAACGAAUAUGAAACUGAUAGUUUAGAAAGAAAUUGCAGCCAAAAAAGACUAUCAACGCCCACCGAAUUUCCUGAAAUACCUUCUUCUCAAGCUAGCCCAAGUUUGAGUAAUGCACUACCCUUAGAAGAAGAGCUCACUAUGCGGAAUGCAGUGUAUAAAACGCAUUCGAGUAGCAACAGUAACACUCCAUCACCGCAAAAAGACAUUAUUAUAGACGAAAAUUAUUACGAAACCAUUGGAAAACAAUACAGUGUCAUUAAAAAAGAAACAAGUGACACAAUAAAUACAAAAACAGACUACAGUCUAGUGAGUGAGGUCUAUGUUAACAAUAACUAUAAUUUCGGCAGUACGCCUACUUCGCCGAGUGGUUCGGAGUGUUCAUUUGGUAGUAGAAAAUUGAUUACUAAUGGCAAUAAUACUGAAGAAAAACCAGGAUGUUUGACAAUAGAAGUAAAAGACUCUCCUGAAAAUUAUAUUAAAAUACAUGAAUCUGAUGGUUUUGAACCUGAUACGUUAGACAGAAAACAACCCAAACAUAAAGAAACAAUAGAACAGGUCCAGUUCAGUAGGAAGGAUUUUAUUAAAUCUAUAGAUAGCGAUGAAAGUCAGCCCAAUCAAAAAAUUCAAUUAAGAAGCAGUGGCACUUUUACAAAAACUAAUAACAAAGUGGAAUACACAGCAAAAUUUAACAGUUUGAGAAACGAAUAUGAACAACGAAAAAAUUGUUGUGAUAGACCCAAAUUAAUGUCGUCUACUUUUCAAGAAAGUAAAAACACACAAAUCGCUUCUGAAAUAACAUGGGAAAAUGACCCUGCGGAGUGGAACAGUGAAGAAGGGCGAAUAUUAACAUUGGAGCUGCGGCAUUCAAAGAGACAGCGACAAUCAACACCGCCUACUAUCAAACAGUUAAAAAGUUUAGCAAGACCCGACAUUUUACCGCCACUACCUCCAACAGAGGACAAUCCGAUAUACGAACAACCUAUAGUUCCACCCCGAAAAGUUGAAAUAGAUAAAAUGCCCAUAUCAUCUCAUCCAAAAAACUUGAAUGGCAGAAGCCUCAGUCCGAGGACAUUGCACCAGUCUUCAGUAAUUGAAUCCACUAUGUGUAAUAAUCCAAUCUUUUGUGAAUCAAAAUUUGCACCAACUUGUGGUCCAUUGAGAGCUUCUGGCCUGUCUCAGUCCUCGGAAUAUGAUAAUGACGAAUCCGUACGACAAUCAUUCAGAUCUGGAGAUUUUUGUAGAAACUACAAUAGAAAACCAGCAAGAUCGAAUGUUAACUCAAACACUUUUAUCAAAGGUACCAAAGAUGAGAGCCAUGGUAAAUCACGAUUUAGAAGAAAGAAGGGUGCAAACAUUGAAGAUUCCGGUUACUUGAGCAGUGACUCGACGAGUUCUAGACAAGUUCAAAGAAGGUUAGUGAUUCCUAAAAUUGUAAGUUGUAGUGAAAGUGAUGACACUGAAAAUGAAGCUAGAAGUGAAUCUGGUGCUGAAAGUAUAGAGACACAUUCAGUUUACUUUGGCAGUUUUAGAAAUGGACAAGUAAAUGUAGAUAGCUGCUGUGUUAGUGCUUGCGUAGACACAAAAAGUGUUAGAAAUAGUAUUAGAAAAAUAAAACAUUCUAACAACAACGAAUUCUUAUAGCGGUUAUGUUUAAAUAAUAUUCAAAGAACUGUGCAAUAUUUUUACUUGUGUGCAAUAAAAUGUGCAAUAGAUUUUUAAGUACCCUGUAUGUUAAGAAAUAUUUAUUUGUAGAUUAUUUAAAAACAAUGCCUUUACAUUAAGUUGUCUAUUAAUAAAUAUACAAGAAUAAGUGGCCGGUUGUGCAAUGCAAUAAUAAUAGAUUAGGUAAUGAUACAAUAAAACUGAUUAUUCAAUUAAUAUAAGAAUAAUAUAAGAUAUAUUUUAUGUAAAAUAAUAAAUUGUUGAUAUUGAACUUAUUAUGUUAAUUACUGUCAAAGACAGACUAGACUGUAAUAAAUUAAAUUAUUUUAAAUAGUCAAGACAACAGAAAAUACAAAGAGAACUUUGAAAAAAAAAUUUGCUAGUGGUUGUAGUUAAAUGUUAUGCUAAUUUUGCUCAUACAUUCCUCUGCACUACACAUCCAUAUUUAUUUAUUCAUAUUAUUAAAUAUUUUUGAUUUGCAAUAGAAUUCAAUGAAUACAAAAUUAAUACACUCGGCAUCAAAAACAUCACACCUCCGCGAAAAUAACUUUCAAGCAUUAUGUUAACCCUCAACACACACAUUUACACCGACCAAUAUUGGUGUCAUUUAAAAGCCCAUUAAACAAACUCAAUAAAACAAUUCAAUUAGUUUUAAGAACCUUUUUGAACACCUUUGCCCGGAUGACGGCUUCCAUACGCUCCCUAAAAUCUAUGUUACCAAUUUUAGGCGCUCUUUUUGUGGGAUACUGGACCUGGAGUCGUGGGAGCGGGAUCACGAGACCGAAACUUGCGUUUCAAAUGGUCCCGGAGGUGCUCUAUCGGCUUCAGGUCUGGACUUCUCGCUGGUCACUGCUGCAUUACAUCCCAACCUCUUGAAGGUAGUCGCGCACAAUUAAUGCAAUGUGAGCGCGAGCGUUAUCGUGCAUUAAUGUGCACUGGUAUAAGGAACCACAUGUUCUUCCAAGAUCCCUGUGACCUACCUUGCCCGCGAGCACCUCCAGUCCGGGAGACGCUUACGAGAUCGGUUUUGCCGUCGGCCGACAUGCCGCCCCAAAAUAUACAGGAACCGCCCCCGUAUUCCACCGUCUCCUGGAUGCAGGUUUGGGCGAAACAUUCCCCCUGUCUUCUGUACACUCUUCUGCGUCUAUCGUUACAGAAAAGACACACUCUCGUCUCGUCUGAGAAAAGAACAACUCUCCAUUGGUCAAGGGUCCAAUUGACGUCGCGAGCAAACUGCAAGCGGGCUCGCCGAUGCUCUGCGGUCAAUUUUGAACCCACAGCAGCUCUAUGAGCCACUAUCUUCUUCUCCCUCAGUCUUCGCUUAAUCGUAGAAAUGCUCACGAUUGUUCUGCGAGCUGCCUGGAGUUGCUGUUGCAACUCAACAGCAUUAGAGAACCGAUUUCUUUGAUAUGUCGAUACGAUGAAUCGGUCGUCUCUCUCCGAGGUGCAGCAAAUAGCGAAUAACACCAAUUGAGCCUGUAUAAACCCUUUUAAUACCCACCAAAGUUAGCGCAACUAGUGACCUUUCUGAAUAGCAAAAUUGGCAUUCUUUUUUAAAGUCACAUUUAUGGUAUCAACCCUUUUUUUAUUAAAUAAAAUGGGUUUGUUUAAAGUUUAUUUAAUGAGCCUUCAAAUGACAUGAUUUGAAUGAUUUAUUUUAUACUGUCAGGAUUAAUUUUAAAGAGUGGUCUUCCUUUUUAAAGCUAACAGUUGAAUAGUACCUAUAUUUAAGUCAAUAAAAUUGACAAUACGUAUUUACUUCUUUAGGUUUAAACAUUUUAAGUAAUAAUAUUAGUAUAAUUGUAAAUAUAUAAAGAGAGUCGGGCAGCAAAUUUGGGCUUCCUAGUACCUGACACUACAGCGCAGCAGGGAGAUUUGAGGGCUUGUCUUACUGAAAAUCUGGUAGACGCAACAUUCUUUACUUAUUAUUUUCCAUGUCAUAUCUACUAAAGUCCGAUAUACUAUUUAAACGAUUUAACUCCGUGCUUGCCUUUGGGCAUGGACGACCUACAGCCAAACAAAAUAAAGUUACGUUUUCCGUGUGAACCCAAUCAUAAGAGUGCGCGGAUAUUUUUUAUUGUUUAUAAUUGUUAAUCGUUUUUCAUCUUGAUAGCUGGUAUGAUCAAUGUGCGUAGGAAGAUAGAAAAGAGUAUUAAGCUAUUUCAAAGUGUACGCGGUUCAGUAAGAUAGAAGAACUUAAAGAAAAUGAUCACCUCCCUGACUGAGCGCGCUUUUGGUUAUGGUUUUGGCAUUGGUUGGAAACAAACAAUCACAGUAACAUAUUGUUAAAAGUAAACAUUUCAAAAAAUAUACCUUUUUAUUUCUUCUACUGUUUUCAUUUGUUUGUUAUAUAAUUUAAGUUUUAUAUAUAUUAUAAAAAACAGCAUAAUUCCAGGUGAUAUCCAAGUUGCCCUUGCAUGAAUGAUUAUGAAUUAUUCAUAAAGAAUGCAUAUUUUAUUUAUGUAACCACAAAACAAAAAUGCUAUUUGACAGAUAUGUACAGUUAGCAACACAUUAAGUUGCCACAAACUGUCAAUAUUCACAGUAGAUUUUGAAUGUUAUACCAAGCAGCAUAAAAUUCAAAGUCAGUUAUAGAAAUUAGGCAGUUUAGGACAACUUAUGCUGUACAUAUUUUCACGCCAUGUAUCCCAAACUUACAUCAUUGUAUCUUUUUUUUUAAACACAAAAUCUGCUCUUAAUAACAGUCAGUUAAAAUAAGGAUUGUUUGUUGCCAACAGUCAUGGGUGUUUUUGCGGUGUUGGGACCAACAAUUUAGUAAAUACUUACUUAAUUAUUAUCAAGAUGUAGUUAAUUUAGGUAAUAGCUGACAGCAAUGGUGCUAAAAUAUCACGAAAAUGGAAAACCGGGUAUUUAUUAUUAGCCUCGUGAAGUUUUGUCUCACUUGAUUUAAAGAAAUAUAUUUAUAAAUGUAGAUGUAACUAAUUAAUAAGUUUAAAAUAUUUUAUUAGGAAAAGAAAAUAAAUGCUCAAUAUCAAACAAAAAUAUAAUUAUUAUUUAAAAUGCAAUUUUUAGUUUAGAAACAUACAAGCGACACAGACAAGGCCAGUAGGCGAGUAACAAUAUGAAGCAUUCCCUUCUGUCAAAGUAAAUGCCCAAUUGGUCGUAUGCAUGUCAUAUAGUACACAAAAAUAUUAAGAGGUGUGCAAUAUUUGGCAGUGAAUUAUUAUUUCAUGAUUUAUGUGUUAGUGUCGUAAUUACACUUUUGUUUUUUGUAUGCAUGCAGAAGGGCACUUGUGUGCUGCACAUUCCAUCCUGCAAAAAUCGGAACAAUUUAAAUAGUAACUUUGCUAAGACCGCUCCUUUAUUGGUUGGGUCCGUGUUGCACUAUGUUUAGAAACGAACCUUUUUACAGCCAGUAUUCAUAGAAUAUUAUGGCAAUUUAUAUAGUAGGUAUAGGUAGUAAAAAUAUACUUUGUAAUAAUAUGUAAAUUAUUUUUGUAUGUUAAAUUUUAGACAAUGAUCUUAUUGUUAUACUUUUUUAAAGAUAAAUGUUGCUUGUAAUUUAAUUGCACAUUAUUUAUUAAUUUAAAAUACAAUUUAGUCCCAGAAAUCGUUGUAUAUUAGGUAUUUAAUUAUUUGAAAUAAAGACUUUGAUAUGAAAAAAAUAUUUUUAUUUUAAAACAUUACAAAAGUUACGAUUUUAUUUUAUUAUCUAUUUAUCACAGUCUUCAUGCAUUAUAAAUAAACAGGUACUUUUAACUUCAACAAAUUAUUAAACAUAUGAAAUUUUAGACUCCAAAAGGUUUUUGUUAACACUCAUCACAUAAUUAUAUUCUGAGAUUAUUAUAUUACAAAAGUUACUUUGUUGAAAACAUCACUUACCUGACUUAACAAAUAAAGAACUUUUCUUAUCCUCAUUCUAAAUUAGUUAAACUUUUAAUUCCUUUAGAAGCUUCAUUUAGCAUACUUUGCCUAAAUUCAUUGUAGACAGUCAACCCUGGUGAAAACAGAUCAAUCACAGUGCCAAUCUUAUCAUUUGUCUCUGCAUCUUUACUACUACUCAUCUUCAUCAUACAAGUAUCGAGAUAUUCAAGUAAUAUGUUGCUUUGGUUGACAAUUGCCGAUCCAUAAACUUCAUAGUUUAAUUUUGAUGGCUCCAUUUCCAGAGGUUCAUUGUAUUGCAACAAAUCAUUCUUCUUUGCUGUAAUUCUUUGAUGUUUUGCAGUCAUUACUAUUUGAUGUGGUAAUAUAUUAUGUACAUAGUACAUUAGUGUGGUGACUUGAGAUGGUGAUCUGAAAAGAAAUAUACAUAGCAUGACUAUAUUAGAGAUGGCUUGAUUUCUUUUACUUAUAAUUAGAAAUUGCCAUUGUUUAAAAUCUAACAUAAAAAGAUAUCAAGAGCAACAAAUAUGAAGAAGAUAACAAGCUUCUCCGUUAGAGCAAUAUGAAAUUUCUCCCACUAGGUUAGUAACAAUGUUACCAAUAUUAAUUAUUUUUCUUUUAAUUCAUAUGUGGCAUGUUUUAAGUUAGCAAAAAUGAGUUCUGUGGACCUCUGUUAAAUAUUGUGAAAGCAGAAAGCGACCAUUGGUCAUUUUUGAAAUCAAACAAAAAUAACUUUGGUUCAUAGAGCAAAUUUUUGCUUGCUUCAAAAAUGCCUGCUCAUCGCUUUCUGCUUAGCAAAGCACAUUCUUAAAAUACAAAUAUAUAAUACAAAAUCAUACAGAAACUAAACACUAUACCUGGUGUAAACUGACACAUUGUAUAUAUUUCCAUUUGCAUCAUCUUUUUGAAAUACAAGCAUAACACCAUUCAAGACAUGGUAAGGUGAGUUUCUUUGAACUAUAAUGUUGUUUGUGCUUUGAACAAAUUCCAUAUGAAGAUGCAUACAAAAUAAUUCUGCUAUAUCCAUCAUUGGAUCAUCAUCUUUUCUUAUGUGUCUAAACACCAUGUCAGUUCUGGAUGUUGAUGCCAAUAUAGCUAAACAUGACAUUUCAUCUGUAAUUUUAAAAUUACAAAUUAUAAUUGAUUAAUUAAAUUACAGAAAUAAUUCUAGGGUCUAAUAAAUUAUUAAGUAAUAUUUUAUAAACAAAUAAGUUAAUAAUAAUAAUAGUUAUACAAGUUAACAAUAUAACUAGAAAAAAUUACACGGGGACCAGGCAGUAGACGGGACUCGAACGAGCUAGCAAAAGGUGCGGAUGCUUAAAAAAAAUAUAUAACUUCUAUUGAUAUUUUUACUCAGGUUUAUUUAAACUGUUUAUGAAAAUAAGACUGCUACUUAAAUAACAUUUACUUUUUUCAAUGAUUCAAGUCACAGCUUGCAGUAUUUAUUUUAUUAAAACAGAUAUCAAGUAUUUUUUCUAUUUAAGUUAUCCCAUUGCAGGUUGGUGGGUAGUACCUAACCCAGCUGCUAAAUGUGUCUUUUCAAUCAUGGAAGAGUGCAAGAUAAGAAAGGUAGGGCAUGGGAGAUUUUCCUCUCAAAUUGGAAUGCUCAACUGGGGUAGCAACCUCCACCUUCUAGAAGAUCACAGUAACAUAACACUACCUUUUGAUGGUGCUGUGUUUGGUAAAACUUUACUUCCAGGGCCCAAGAGGCGACACUUGAUUUUUUUUGUAGAAAAGGUCACUUUAAACAAAAAAAAGCAUAUAGUCACAACACUAACCUAACCUAGUGUGAAGUAUCACCACUUCUGCCCUGGAAGUACAGUUUACCCUGUGUUGGUGGGUAAAAUUCCAGGGCUCAACGGAGUAGGGGAUCGGGUCAAAGUAAGCAGUGGUGUGAGUGAUAUUUUUGGUAUUGCAAGCAUUGAUAGAGUAUGGUGGCUGCUUACCAUAGGCUGUAUAACGGUUUAGCACCUUUUUCAAAAAAAAAAUGUUUUCAAUCAUAAAAUAACUUAAGCUUACCUAGCUCACUAUUUGUAAGUACAUCAUACUGUUUCUCACUAAUUUCUUCACAAGUUAUGAAGACAUGAUCAAAUGGUAUUAGAUAUUCUUUACCAUUCUUGUUAUAAAAUAAAGCACCAUUGAAUUCAAUUUUAUUAGAUAAUACAUGUUUUAGUUCUUCUGUGUUUAUAACAGCUGUAACAGCUAUUUCACUAUCAUUUUUAAUAAUUCUUGUGUUCCUUUCCUUCCAAAAUGGUGGUGCUUUUAUCUUUUCAAAUAAUUUUGUGGUAUAAAUUAUUGACAAUUUGUCUGUACCAUGAAGUAAUAUUUGAAUGUCUUCAAGGGGUCUGGAAAUUUAAAAAAGAUAAUAAAUGAAUUUCUCAAACAAACCUUCCUUAGACAGGUUAAGGAAAUUUCUUAGUAGGAAUUUAUAAUUCCUGUAAGGAAAUAAAUAUUUUAAAUCUAAGGCCCGUAUUACAGAAUGACAACUAAGUGUUGAUCUUUACUUGAGUACAGUUAGAAAGGGAUGUCGCUAUGUGGUAUAUAUAGCAAUGUCCCUUUCUUACUAUGCUCAAGACUAGAUUAAUUACUGAGAAUCUUUCUAUAAUACGAGCCAAAGUCUUAUGAAACUUCAAAUUAAAGGCUUCAUUUAAAUUUUGUAUUAACCCAUUUGAAAAUGACAUUUCAAUCCUUACAUAUCUAAAUACCAAUUAGAAUAAUACUUACUCAUCGGAAGUAUAAGAUAGAGUUAAUACAAUGAUUAUCCUUUUGUUGCAGAAUUUUACCCAGGGUGUCUGUGUUCUAAUAUCCAGGGGAAUAUUUUUUAUCACCUGUAAAAUAUAAAUAAUUUAAAUCCAUUUUCUUACUCACAAAACAUAGUAAAAAAAUAAUGAUAAUCCAUUUUCUUGCAAAAACUACUCUGCUUUUACCUCUUUAGAAUUAGCUUGAAAUACGGAAUCAUCAGUAUUAGGACAAACUUGUUGGUAGAAUGAAAGAGCUGACAUCUGACGUAAACUUAAUAACUCAUUUAGAGUUUUUUCAUUGCACUUUACGCUAUACUUAGUUUCCGUUAAUUUCCUCAUGAGUUCAGUUAAAAUUGGUAAAGAGUCAUCAGCGUGUAUCCCACUUAGCACCAUCGCUCUAUCUCCUAAGUGAUCAAAGUUAUCAUCGAAAACCAUAGGCACAGCAUCAUCCUUGCGUAUUAUUUUGAGACAAGCUUGUCCUCUACAAGAUAUAUCUUCGAUGGUGUAUCUAUCAACAUUUACAACUCGCCGAUGCAAGCAAAGCUCAUGUUUUCUCGAUAUUAUCAAAACUUCGUCACCAAUCACCACUAAAUAGAAGAGUUCACAGUUGCCAUUUCUCAGAAUUUUGAUUUCGGACGGCGCCUUUGAAGAACUUAGCUUCAGAGAACAUACCACCUCUCGUUUGUAAUAUUCUAUUAUUUCACCUCCGUAGUUGCAAACGGUAACAUCGAUGUUUUUCUCAUCUCGAGGGUGGUUGUCGUAAAACACGAAACAUGUUAUUGCAUCUAAGGUCGAUGCUGGUACUGAUUUGACAAAUUCUUGCUUCACAUUGUCCGGUAAUUGUAAAUUCAUUGUUAGGUCUUAAGACUUUUAAUAAUUUAAUAAAAUCAAAAUAAAUGCAUAAAGCAUAAGCCACUGAGCAAGUAAUCUAUAGCCGGCAAA
This is a messenger RNA of Chilo suppressalis (striped riceborer), 11869 nucleotides long. The record is from the annotation of a GenBank genome assembly. NCBI's taxonomy places the organism in Eukaryota, Metazoa, Arthropoda, Insecta, Lepidoptera, Crambidae.